AUGUCGACUAUGACCGCCUCGACGCUCACGACUACCACUCUUGUUGGAAUACCAUCUGCGAUGAAGAAUGUUACGACCUUGUCCGAGAAACAGUGUCCUACGUGUGGGGGGAACGGCGCGGUGGAGUCGCAUCGUCGGAUCCAGGAGUUGGAAGGGCAGGUACAGGCCUUGACUGAGCGCGCAGCUGUGACAGCCAACAAGCUCGCCGACUACGAAGAUGAACUGCGUCGUUUGCGCUCAGCCCAGUCCGCCCACGAGAGAUCACAGAGUAACUCCUCCCGACCCUCAUCCUCAUCCCACACCGCAAAGACCCUGUCCUCGACCCAGGCCGCAGCAUCGUCCGAUGCGACAUCACAAGCCUCGCAGCAAACUCACGGCCGCCUGUCAACCCUGACCUCCCUCCUCCCCUACCGACGCGGUAGUGCCGCUCCUCCUAAUAGCAGCGCCUCCGCCCCUGCUCCAACCACUCCCACAACACUCAUCACCCCGCUCCAGCACCAAGCAUCCCCAGCUAGCAGCGACAACGCCUCCGAACUCCAGGACGCGCUGACCCGCGAGCAGAGUCUUCGCAAGGCUGCUGAGUCUCAACUCUCUCAGGCGAGCACGGAGCUGGAAGAGCUCACCGUGCAACUGUUCAGCCAGGCGAACGAGAUGGUCGCCCAGGAGCGCAAGGCGCGCGCGAGGCUGGAGGAACGAGUCGCGGUGUUGGAACGCCGGGAUAUCGAGAAGAGGAAUCGACUGGAGAAGUUGGAGAAGGCGAUGGCGCGUGUUGAACGGCUGAAGGCUUUGGUUAAUGUAUAG
This is a messenger RNA of Penicillium daleae, 801 nucleotides long. RefSeq lists its product as uncharacterized. Lineage: Eukaryota; Fungi; Ascomycota; Eurotiomycetes; Eurotiales; Aspergillaceae. Gene Ontology annotation, molecular function: guanyl-nucleotide exchange factor activity. The record is from RefSeq and is a predicted model, not a curated record. Bases 1 to 801 code for a protein of 266 amino acids. The transcript has 2 exons. Gene Ontology annotation, cellular component: Golgi to plasma membrane transport vesicle; cell tip. Gene Ontology annotation, biological process: exocytosis.